Molecule: messenger RNA, 3149 nt
Organism: Dromaius novaehollandiae (emu)
Lineage: Eukaryota; Metazoa; Chordata; Aves; Casuariiformes; Dromaiidae
Gene: EGR3
Product: early growth response 3
Exons: 4
Coding region: 420-1466 (348 amino acids)
Biological process (GO): regulation of transcription by RNA polymerase II
Molecular function (GO): RNA polymerase II cis-regulatory region sequence-specific DNA binding; DNA-binding transcription factor activity, RNA polymerase II-specific
Source: RefSeq, a predicted model, not a curated record
CCGCAGCCCCAGCGCUUCCCAGCCCUGCCCCCCCGCCGUGGAGCCCUGCAGCUGGGAGCGCGCCCGGUCCCCAGCCGCAGCGCUGCCGGAGCCCGGAUUGCGCUCCCAUUGCAAAGCCGGCCCUGCAGGAAUUGGUGCUAUGACAGGCAAACUCCUGGAGAAGCUGCCGGGGACCAUGAACACUUUGAUGAACCAGUUGCCUGACAGUCUGUACCCGGAGGAGAUCCCCAGCUCCCUCAACAUCUUCUCCGGCAGCGGCGAGUCGGUGGCUCACUACAACCAGAUGGCUGCAGGGAGCGCGGCAAGUUGGUAGCGGCGCCGGCGGCCGGACGCGGCUCCGUGGAGUGCCCAGCCCGGCGGCGGGGCGGACGCGAGGCGGCCCUCGGGGAGGAAGCCUACCUGCAGCCGCAGAUAAUGUUAUGGACAUUGGAUUAGCGAACGAGAAGGCCAGCCAGGAACUGUCCUCCUAUUCGGGUACUUUUCAGCCCGCCCCGGGCAACAAGACUGUGACCUACCUGGGCAAAUUCGCUUUCGACUCGCCCUCCAACUGGUGCCAGGACAACAUCAUCAGCCUGAUGAGCGCGGGCAUCCUGGGGGUGCCCCCCUCCUCGGGCGCGCUCACCAGCACGCAGAGCUCCGCGGGCAGCAUGGGGCCGCCGCAGGGCGACGUGGACCAGAUGUACCCCGCGCUGCCGCCCUACUCCUCCUGCAGCGACCUCUACCCGGAGCCCGUCUCCUUCCACGACCCCCAGAACAACCCCGGCCUCACCUACUCCCCCCAGGAUUACCAGGCGGCCAAGCCCGCCUUGGACAGCAACCUCUUCCCCAUGAUCCCAGACUAUAACCUCUACCACCACCCCAACGACAUGGGCACCAUCACGGAGCACAAACCCUUCCAGAGCUUGGACCCCAUCCGCGUCAACCCGCCCCCCAUCACCCCGCUGGAGACCAUCAAGGCCUUCAAGGACAAGCAGAUCCACCCGGGCUUCGGGGGGCUGCCGCAGCCGCCGCUCACCCUCAAGCCCAUCCGGCCCCGCAAGUACCCCAACCGGCCCAGCAAGACGCCGCUGCACGAGCGGCCCCACGCCUGCCCCGCCGAGGGCUGCGACCGCCGCUUCUCCCGCUCCGACGAGCUCACCCGCCACCUCCGCAUCCACACGGGCCACAAGCCCUUCCAGUGCCGCAUCUGCAUGCGGAGCUUCAGCCGCAGCGACCACCUCACCACCCACAUCCGCACCCACACCGGCGAGAAGCCCUUCGCCUGCGAGUUCUGCGGCCGCAAGUUCGCCCGCUCCGACGAGCGCAAGCGGCACGCCAAGAUCCACCUCAAGCAGAAGGAGAAGAAGGCCGAGAAGGGCUCGGCCGGGCCGCCCCCCGCCGCGCCCCCCCCUGCCGCCGCCGCCGCCGCCGCCGCCGCCGCCUCGCCCCCCGUCGCCCUCGCCCCCGCCGUCACCACGUGCGCCUGAGGCCGCCCCGACGGGCCGGGCACGGCGGCGGCCCCCGGCCCGGCUGCCCCCGCCGCGCUGCUCCGCUCCGCUCCGCUCCGCUCCCCCGCGGGGCCCGGGGCCGCCGCCGCCCGCCCCCCCCCGCCCGCGCCGCCGGGGCCCGGGGCAGAGCGCGGCGACCCGCUCCGGUCCUCCCGGGUGCCCCGGGGCUGGGCCCGCCCGGUGCCGGCUCCGCCUCGCCGGGAUCCGGCUCCCUCCGCCCCGCACGGCCCGGCCCGGCCCCGGUUCCCCCGGCUCCGGCUCGUCGGGCUCCGGCUUCCCCGGCCCGGCCCCGGCUCCGGCUCCCUCGGCCCCGGCUCGUCGAGUCCCGGCCCCCCGGCCCGGUUCCGGCCCCCCGGCCCGGCCGCGGCCGCCGUCGGUGCGGGGCUCCCCGGAGCGCAGCGCCGCGACGGGACGGGACGGGACGGGACCCCCCGGGCCCGGCGCCCCCCGGAGCCGCCCCGCCGCCGCCGCCGGGCUGCAAGUCACUUUAUGGGUCUCGGCGCGCUGCUCGUCCCGCCUGGCUCCGCCGCUGCCCGGCUCCGCUCCGCCGCGGCGCCUCCAGGUACCGCUCGGCUUCACCGGGGCUGGCGGCGGGGGCGGGGGCGGGGGGCCGCGUGCCGGCGUCGGCUUUUUUUUUCGGCAGAAGGGAAAUUCUUUACAGAAAUGCAGAAAAAAAAAAAACAGUAUUUUGCUGAAUACUUUUUAUAAUGUGAGAUAUUUUUAUUUUAUUUUAUUUGGUCACUUUAAAACAAAAAGCAACUACGGAGGAGAAAAAUCAAUUAGUCCUCUAUUUUAUUUUUUUUUUCCUUUCUCCUUCUGGUAUGUGCAUGUCAUUGCAUGACUGCUCUGAUUUUUUUCUUCUUUUGUUUUAAUAAAACUGUGCUCAGACAUUUAAGCUAAACUAAGCAAAAAUAAUAAUGACUUAAAAAAUCUUUGUUGCCAAAAGGUCGUGCUAUCCAGGUUUGAUGUCUGCAUGUGAAAAAAACAUUAAAAACAUACAAAAAAUAAAGAGAAGAGAAAGAAUGCAGUCUAAUUUAUGUGAACCGAAAGGAACAAAAAACACAAUCAGGUUUAACCACACGAACCUAAGGGAAUGAUAUUUUUUGAAAGACUUUUGUAUAAAGUUGAGUACUUAGAGAAAAAAAAAAUCAUACCAGAUGUAAUAUAUUUUGUGGAUGUUUUUAUUUCUUGGAUUUAUAGUACCUUAUACUAAGGUUAAAAAAAAAUUAUGCUUGAUAUUGUGAAAAGGUGAUAAUUUUCACACACAUUUCAUUUGCUCAUUUGUCAUGUUGUAAUGCAAAUAUGAUAGUUAAUGCAUACAGCAUUUUUAAGGGAAAAAUCAGAAAUAUUGAACUGAUGUAUUGUUGUACCAUUUGCACUGUGAGCAAAUGCUAAUGCAGUAAAUAUAUUGUGUUUGCUGACAAUCAAAUUCUGUAGUAAAUAUCUUUAUUUUACCUUGCUUAAAAAAUAUCUAUAUUGGUUUGAAAAAAAAAAAAAGUCUCUAAUAUGUAAGGAGAAUGUUAAAAUGGCUUGCUUGAAAUGUGUAGGAUGGUAGGCGUUGUGCCUCUUUACAGAUGACUUUGAAAUCUGUUUGUACAUUUUCUAGUGUUGUAUUUUAUUAUUUUUUGGUAUGAUUUUUAAAAAUAACCCAACCUUUUCUCA